AUGCAGAGUUCUUCAAGCUCAGACGAUUCGUAUGAUACCGAGGUUCCAAACUGGUACAUUUACGGCCGGUGGGUUCUGUUUGUGUGCAUUAUUGUUGCUGCUAUCUUCACAAUUGUGAGUAUAAGCUUCAUUAAUCGGAAACGUGCACGCUCCGGACGGCCUAAUCUUCCCUUCACAAACUUCUAUCCCCUCUCACAACCUCCUCCCUACACACCGUCCGCUGAUAUGAACACGCCAAUAAGGAACGCCGAACCUGCUCCUCCGCAAUUUUCGUCCACCGGUGAGGUUUACUAUUCGCCCACCGUCCCCGGCGAGAAUCCUCCCCCUGCUUACCCAAAGGCCGUUGCUUAUCCAUAA
This is a messenger RNA of Schizosaccharomyces japonicus yFS275, 357 nucleotides long. Its product is annotated as cell wall organization protein. The record is from RefSeq and is a predicted model, not a curated record. NCBI's taxonomy places the organism in Eukaryota, Fungi, Ascomycota, Schizosaccharomycetes, Schizosaccharomycetales, Schizosaccharomycetaceae. The transcript has a single exon. The coding region runs from base 1 to 357 and encodes 118 amino acids.